Messenger RNA from Psammomys obesus (fat sand rat), 3563 nucleotides. It is a transcript of the gene Cmtr2, whose product is annotated as cap methyltransferase 2. The record is from RefSeq and is a predicted model, not a curated record. NCBI's taxonomy places the organism in Eukaryota, Metazoa, Chordata, Mammalia, Rodentia, Muridae. Gene Ontology annotation, cellular component: nucleus; cytoplasm. Gene Ontology annotation, molecular function: methyltransferase cap1 activity. The coding region runs from base 125 to 2425 and encodes 766 amino acids. Gene Ontology annotation, biological process: 7-methylguanosine mRNA capping. The transcript is spliced from 2 exons.
GUGGAGGACGGCUCCCCGGAGGGAGGACCGCGCGAGUAGUGCCGCCGCUCCAGGCCGUGCGGCGCCGGUGGGCGUGUGCGGAAAUAAAGCGGCUCCCGCUCCUCGAUUUUAGCUUGGUUUGAAGAUGAGUAAGCGCAGGAAGCUCCCGGUUCAGCAGCCAGCCAGUCCCGAGACCUUCAGCCCAGACGUUCUCGCCGACGUUUCUGAACUCUUCGCCAAGAACUUUACCUACUGUCCGCCACUUGACGGUGAGUGGCGGCCACCAGCUCCCAGUGAGCUCUUCACCUGUGACCACACAGAGUUCAGUGCUCUUCUUGACCUGAAGAACUCCCUAAACGAGGUGAAAAACCUCCUGAGUGACAAGAAACUAGGCGAGUGGCACAAGCACACUGCCUUCACCAACAAGGCAGGGAAGAUCAUUUCCCACGUGAAGAGGGCGGUGAACGCAGAACUCUGCACGCAAGCCUGGUGCAAAUUCCAGGAGAUUCUGUGCAGUUUCCCGCUUAUCCCACAGGAGGCUUUUCAGGAGGGAAGGCUGAAUUCCCUGCACCUGUGCGAAGCCCCAGGAGCCUUCAUAGCUAGUCUCAACCACUACUUAAAGUCCCACCGGUUCCCCUGCGAGUGGAGGUGGGUGGCCAACACCCUGAACCCGUACCAUGAAGCCAACGACACCCUCAUGAUGAUUGCGGACGACCGGCUGAUUGCAAACACCUUGCCCUGGUGGUACUUCGGCCCGGAUAACACCGGCGAUAUCAUGACCCUGAAGUACCUGAGCGGGCUUGAGGACUUCCUCAGCAGCGUGUCCACCAUUCACUUGGUCACUGCUGACGGGAGCUUUGAUUGCCAAGGAAACCCAGGGGAACAGGAAGCUUUAGUCUCUUCUUUGCAUUACUGUGAAGUUGUCACUGCUCUGACCACUCUUGGAAAUGGUGGCUCUUUUGUUGUAAAGAUGUUUACGCUGUUUGAACAUUGUUCUGUAAACCUCAUGUACCUGCUGAAUUGUUCCUUUGACCAAGUCCAUGUUUUCAAACCUGCCACCAGCAAGGCGGGAAAUUCAGAAGUCUAUGUGGUGUGUCUCCGCUAUAAAGGAAGAGAGACUGUGCAUCCUUUGUUGUCUAGGAUGGUGCUGAAUUUUGGCACUGAGAUGACCAGGAAAGCACUCUUUCCCCAUCAUGUGAUCCCCACAUCUUUUCUCGAGCAACAUGAAGCGUGCUGUACAUUCUUCCAUAGACACCAGCUAGAGACUAUUUCCAAGAACAUUCGUCUUUUUGAGUGCAUGGGAGAGAGGGAGCAAGAGAAACUGAAUAAUUUAAGGGAUUGUGCUGUACAGUAUUUCAUGCAAAAAUUCCAACUGAAGCCUCUUUCUAGAAAUCACUGGCUUGUUAAGAAAUCCAAUAUUGGUUGUAGUACAAACAUGAAAUGGUUUGGGCAGAGGAACAAGUAUUUUAAAACCUAUAAUGAACGGAAGAUGCUGGAAACCCUUUCAUGGAAAGAUAAGAUAGCCAAAGGGUACUUCAAUAGUUGGGUGGAGGAGCACACUGUCCAUCAUCCUGGACAGAGUUCCCUCUUAGAAGGGACUCCUGCUGAUCUUGAGUGCCACUUGUGGCAUAUUUUAGAAGGAAAGAAACUGCCAAAGGUGAAGUGUUCUCCUUUCUGUGAUGGUGAGAUUUUAAAGACUCUUAAUGAAGCCAUUGAGAAGUCCUUAGAGGCUUUGAGUAUGGAUUCCAGGUUCAGUCCCAAGCAGCAGUACCGCUGUUGUGACAUUUUUUCAGAAGGCUUGAUACUAUCCGAGUUGUUUGGCCUUACCCAGUGCCUUCAGGAUGAGCAGGCUGUCGAACUGGGCAGCCCAAUGAAGUGCCUGCUCGUGGGUUCACCGACUGUCCAUGAUUUCAAAGUGCACACGCCCCUGGAGGUCCAGCUUCUGGAAUCCACCGAACUCCUAACCUUCAGUUGCUCAUUGCUUCAUGACGGCGACCCGACGUACCAACAUUUGUUUCUGGAUUGCCUGCUACACUCACUGAAGCAGCUUCACACAGGGGAUGUGAUGGUUUUGCCUGUACUUUCGUGCUUAACAAGAUUCAUGGCCGGCUUGAUCUUUGUCCUCCACAGCUGUUUCAGAUUUGUCACAUUUUCUUGUCCUACGUCCUCUGAGCUCCUCAGGACCUGUGCUGUGCUGCUAUGCAUUGGUUAUCAGGACCUUCCAGAGCCAGUUUUCGAGUAUCUGCGGAAUGUUAAGGAGCUGUUGAGCACUUUGCUCCACUCUAACGCACCGCAGCAGGUUUUGCAGUUUGUGCCAAUGGAGGUGCUCCUCCAGCGGACAUUGCUUGAUUUUUUGUGGGAUUUGAACGCUGCCAUUGCAAAAAGGCAUUUGCAUUUGAUUAUUCAAGGAGAGAGAGACAAAGUCAUCAGCAGCCUUGAGUUAUAAACUUGAACAUGGCAUCCAUGAGAUUAGUUUUGUGACUUAGAGUUUCUGAUUUCAUUUUGCACCCCCCCUCCUCUGUUUAUUUAAUACUUUUCAUUUUGGACAAAUGCCAGUUUUUGUAUUAAAGGACAUUAAUUAUGGAUGGUCGUAGCCUUUUCUGAUCUGAAGGCUCUGUGACUCAGGCACAGAGUUCUUAUUGAAGGAACAGCACGGAUGGCACUCUGCCUCUAGUCUGUGACUUCUCUAUGUCCUCGGGGUGACUGCACACGUGUUUACAUGAGCAGUUGAGUUGGUCUUGUCUGCUGAAGAUUUGCACUGUGUGCCUUCGAUCAGACCCCUCCCCCUGUGGACUCCUCUCCUUGGCUAAUGCUGUUAGUGAUUAUUAGGAGUUACUCAUGAAAGGAGGGGAGUCGCUCCUUGGCAUCACUCUCCGCUUGGGUGCACUUGACCCCUCAUGGAUCUCAGGGAUCUUUAUACCAGCUUCUUGGGAUGUGCCAUUCAUUGCCUUUAGAUCAGUGCCUCGAUCUUCUUUUGACGUGAAAUACGGAUUUCCUUGAGUAACUGUUUUACUAGCCGUAACUACCCAACAAAUAAGAAAGGACAGCUUUAAGCGAAAGCCAAAAAUCAUUUUUGUACACUGAAAAAUCGUGUCUAGUACUUCUGUAUCUCGAAAAGCUUCCCCCAGCAAUGUUGGCGUUUUUAAUGUCCAGGAAACAAUGAGUGGAAAGAUGGUUGGGUUUUAAGGCUUCAUGAAGAGCCUCUUGUGGGAUACAUAGGAGUGUGAUGAUAAUAGGACUUUCGAAGGAAAAUGUGACACUUUCAGAAUGAUGGCAAACAAAAAAGUUUUAAUCUUUACUGAUUUUUUAGUAUGAAAUAGCACUUUACUAAGAUUAUCCAUAAAGAAGUUAUUUUAUUAAGUACAUUUAUUAAGUACAUUUUGACUUCUUUGAGCAAUAUAUAUUUAAUAAUAUAGUGAAUUUUUCUGGCAACUUGUUAAUUCUUCAUUACUUUCAAGUUUUAUGAGGUAGAUAAUUACAUCUCAAAUGAAGUUUUAGGUAUUUUUUUUGUUACUUAAAAAAGUAGAAGUAUACUGUCAUGUAUUUGGUUAAUAAACGAAUUUUUCAUGCUCUUUGCUAUUUUU